CUCUGUCUCUCUCUGUCUCAAAAAUAAAUAAACAUUAAAAAAAAAAAUUUUUUUUUAAAGAAGAAUGGAAACAACGCCAAUGUUCAAUAGAGGAUAAAUGAGUUAAAAAAAAAAAAGGUGGUAUUCUCAUAAAAUAAAAUGCUCUAUGCCAGUUUAAAGGAAUACCCUAGACCUCUAUGUAAAUUUGGGCAGAUCUCAAUGACAUAAAGCCAGGUUAAAAAACAAAACAAAACAGUUUAGCAGCUUUAUAAACAUAAACAGUAUUACAUCAUGUGAAAUUUUAAAAGCACAUACUAAAAUAUAUAUACCAACAGAGGUCUCCACAAUGAUGGAAAUAUUCUAUAUCUCCACUGUCCAAUAUGGGAAUAGGAGCCAUUCGCCACAUGUGGCUACAUGUGCACUUGGAAUAAGGCUAGUGAGGACAGGCAGCGCCAGUGGCAGUAAAAUGACUAUUCUGGAACAGAAUCUUAACAGGCAGCCCUCUGGGUCUUUCUCGGUGCCAGCCGGCAACAGUUACUUCCCCGUGCCUCCUGCCCCACUGCCAGGGCCGACCAUGGGGCUGGUGAAGAGCCCGAAUUGGAAGGGCAUAAAUUCUCCUGCUACUACACCCAGCCACUGCCUGUCCCCAGUGCAACUGCUGGGCAGACUAAGUGCAGUAGCCAGACUCCUUUUUCAACCGUCCAGUCCGGAUGUGUUGUUGUCCUUCCUGCAACAAGAUGUUAAAGACUCAGCUGUCCUAUCAUGCCGGCGCCCUCACCUGGCUGUUUUGGGGAGCCUGUGCCUGCUGGGGUGCAGAGCUGGUUGCUUACUGCUUCAUCCCUUUUUGUCUGGAUGCACUUGUGGACCACGACUGUCCCAACUGCAAAGCUCUUCUAGGCACCUACUAAAAGCAUUUACGUAGCAGGCUGCCAGACCUGAAGGGAGCCACGUGCUGCAGGAAGUGCUCUCCAACUCUUACCCAGUCCAGCCCCGGGGAUGGGGGUUUCAUCUUGGGGGCCUCAUCGCUCUAGGGGCUUCACCUUCAUGUCUUCUUUUGGGGCAAAAAUAUCGCAAAAGUAACACACCUCUAAAAGCCCAGAGAUUGCUGCUUGGAGUCGUGCACAGGGCAUGCAAAGACAGUCACCUUGAGUGUUGGUUCAAGGGUUUCCCACCUACCGUGACCCCAAGUCACCCCAUCUAACUGUGACCAUUGCCCCGUCUGAAUAUCUUCUGGUAAUUGGCCAUUGGCCGGCUUCUUUUCUUGCCUCCGUGGGCCUUCCUGGGGGCCGUCUCAAACUGAGAGGCCACAGGUUGCCUUAAUUUUGAGACUGUUCUGGCCCGAAUACGGCAGGCCCAGCUUUUAGUGCCUGCCAUCAUGUUCAUCUGUUCCCACUUCUGAUGAUAGAAAUCUUGCCUUAUAAACUAAGGGCGUGGCUCUCAGAGUCUGUAACUGUGUGCUUUCAUUAGCACACAAAUUCACUUUAACUUCUUCAUUCCUUUUUAAGUACAAGGAGGAGCUAUCCACACCCACAAGACACACACGCAUGAGGUCAUAAAUGCAUGCUGGAUACAAGUGUAGGACUGGAUGUUGUCAUGGAUCCGCCUUCCCUCAGCUCUUUUUACCAGAUCCUCAGCCACUUUACAUGAAGAGCCUUUUUCUUCUAGAGGAAUUGUUUG
Molecule: messenger RNA, 1656 nt
Organism: Felis catus (domestic cat)
Lineage: Eukaryota; Metazoa; Chordata; Mammalia; Carnivora; Felidae
Product: lipopolysaccharide-induced tumor necrosis factor-alpha factor-like
Exons: 1
Coding region: 326-901 (191 amino acids)
Source: RefSeq, a predicted model, not a curated record